Molecule: messenger RNA, 2111 nt
Organism: Miniopterus natalensis
Lineage: Eukaryota; Metazoa; Chordata; Mammalia; Chiroptera; Miniopteridae
Source: RefSeq, a predicted model, not a curated record
GUCAAUCCUUCAAAAUCCUCCUGUUUCCCCACCUCAGACCACCCCCCAGCACAUUGCUUGCUAACUCUUCUGUGAAGUUCCCCUCUACCCCUUUGUAAACUUGACUCAGUAGAACGUAGCCCCUUGAGGCCAGAACCCUGCUGCCUUCACUUCUGUAUCACCAUCCCAUGCUAAGUACUGAAACAUGCUUGUUGAAACCAAACGACAGCCUCACAGUCUCCCUCUGCUUUCCAGGCUGACCAGAAGAGCCCUUGGAGCUCCUGUAAUAACACCUUGUUUGGAAAAUGUAAACUAUGGAUGGCCAUCACCUCCAUUUUUCUAGGUCUCUUCGUAGUGAUCAUCAUCAGCUUAUGUCUUUUUGGAGCUUAUGUCGAUGAAGAUGAAAAUGAAAUCCUCGAGUUAUCAUCAAAUAAAACGUUCUUGCUCAUGCUGAAGAUUCCAGAGGAGUGUGUUACUGACGAAGAAUUGCCUCGUCUGCUCACAAAAAGGCUCACAGAUGUGUACAGCUCGUCCCCGUCUCUGAGUCGUUAUUUUACUUCAGUGGAAGCAAUGGACUUCAGAGAGGAGAAUGCCACAAUAACCUACCACCUGCAGUUUGAGGUUCCAUCGAAAGAUGACAAUUUUCUGAAGUAUAUGAUGAGUGAGGAGUUGGUGCUGGGCAUUUUGCUACAGGAUUUCCAUGAUCAGAACAUGUCUGCUUGUGAGGCUCUGGGGCUUGAUCCAGAGUCCCUCUUGCUCUACGAGUGAAGCAGUGGAGGCCGGUCUGUGUCUGAAAGCGGUGCUCCCCUGAGUUGUGGGAUGAAGACAAUUCAUUCUAUUUUACAGAAAAGAUACUGUGAAUUAACAUAGAAAGACUUGGAAUGACCUCCUGAUUGUGCACAGUUAUGCCAACAAGCAAAACAGCACCGAGAGCUGCUCUGGCUUCACUCGUGAUGAAGACAGGAAGCCAGAUGGGGCAGGGCGACGGGGCAGCUGGUUGACUUUUGGGCGUGAGGUCAUUACUAUUCUUGAAGCACCAGCUGUCUCCACCCACAUGCGGACACUUUCCCUUUCGAGCACAGGGAGAGGAGGCGGCCAGGUGAGGGCGACUUGAGCCAGUGGCUCACUGGGAUCCCCUCCCACUCACCAUCACAUUAAAUCUACCUCUAAGCAAGCCUGUGUGGAAAGGGAAGGCACUUAACAAGACCCGAGCAGCAGGGUUCUGGGGCUGCGUUCAGGACCUGCAGCUGCAUUUUUUAGCAAACCAGCCGGCAGGCACAUCAUCCGAUGUUACGGUUAUUCAUAGCUGUAGAAAUGAGAUGUGUGUCUUUAAAUUACUUCGCAUGUCCUCACUGUGGGUGACUCCUGGACACCUCUGCUAGGAACAUGGUUCCCUGUGAGCGUUGAACACUCUGCUCUCAUUUUGGAGAGUUUUUCCAAGUAUAUUUUCACAACCUUCCAUCAGGGAAUCAUGAAGACUCCUUACCGCCUGCUGUGGCUGUUGCACCCCGGCUUUUCAUGACCCGGUGCCAAUGGCCUUCCCGUAGGACUUUGUGUCUCCGUAUGAAGGUGGUUGUGAAACAGGAAGGACCACGCUCUGAAACUAACUGUUGGAAGCUUAAUGCCAGUUCAUUUGCAGGGUGGGGGAAUAUCAGUGGCUGGAUCGGUCAUUUGCAGACAUAGCCUUGCCUGCCAUGAGAGAACAGAAUAUUUUUUUCUCGGGCAAAUUGUUUGCUGGAACUUUUCCAGGAGAGUUUGUGGUCCUACAGUGAGAGCUCCUUAGCCCUAACAUCUCGGUUAGGUCGGCCUCGGGUGGAAGUUAGCGUGGGGUAGCUGUGCCCGGGGAUGUGUGCGUGCUGUCUCAGGGAGACUGGCCUUGAGUUCUUUAGGACCCUGGGCUCUGGGUGAUGUGAAAACUUUCCUUCUUAUUUAACGAGAAGAUAUGUUUAUUAUAACUGUCUCAUUUUGAUGAUAGUUCCUCAAACUAGCGAAGCAGGUGAAUUAUCCUGCUUCCUCUUUAUUUUUUACAUGUCAAGUAUAAGCUUUAGUGUGUUUGUACUUUUUAGAAAAUAGCGGAGAACUUUCAUGGAAAAGGAUUUUAAAAUGUUUACGAUAAAUUAUUUUUGCCUCUG